UUAUUGUUACAAGUUGAUGCGUCGGCGCUUACAACUAACGUCGCCAUUGGUGAACGACUUUGCUUCUAUGCUUGGGUGGACAAAUUACAUGAGAAAGUCGGCUUUUACUUCGCGGUUCAAUCGGGUGGAGCGUUCGAUAUUGACUGGACCAUCACUGACCCACAUGAUAUGAUUGUGAUUGAGGGUGAGAAGGAAAGGCAAGGGGAUUAUAUCUUUACCGCCAAUGCUGUUGGAGAGUACUCUUUCUGUUUCCACAAUGAUAUGUCGUCGUUCAGUGAAAAGUUUGUCGAUUUUGACAUCAUGGUCGAAAACGAGCCGAGACCUGUGGCACCUGCCAAGCCUACGAGUAUCACGGAACAAACUAGCAGCCUUGAGGACAGUAUCUACAAGCUUAGUGGUAGUCUCAGUAACAUCCAGCGUACACAAAAAUACUUCAGAACUCGUGAAAAUAGGAACGUCUCGACAGUUAAAGAUACUCGGGAUCGAAUUGUGAGUGAUCGGCUUUGGGCCUUUCUGUUGUUGAUCGGAAUGUCAUUCACGCAAGUAUUCAUUGUGCGG
This is a messenger RNA of Melampsora larici-populina 98AG31, 558 nucleotides long. RefSeq lists its product as uncharacterized. The transcript has 4 exons. Gene Ontology annotation, biological process: Golgi organization; endoplasmic reticulum to Golgi vesicle-mediated transport; intracellular protein transport. Gene Ontology annotation, cellular component: endoplasmic reticulum; COPII-coated ER to Golgi transport vesicle; endoplasmic reticulum-Golgi intermediate compartment. The record is from RefSeq and is a predicted model, not a curated record. Lineage: Eukaryota; Fungi; Basidiomycota; Pucciniomycetes; Pucciniales; Melampsoraceae. The annotation marks the transcript as partial.